CUAAUACCAUUGUAUGAAGUUAUGUAGAAGUAAUUUGUUAUUUGACAUGUUUAUUAGUUUAAAAUCAGGUUUUUUAAGUUAUUUCUUGAGUGAUUUAUUUUAACACAUGUGUAGGUAAAUUAAAACCAUAAUGCAAUGUCUGUUCUAUAGUAAAUAUUAAGGAGAUCGUUGUAAAGUGAUGGAUUUACUUCGGUACAGGGACGAAUUAAUAAUUACUAGGAUUACUAAUAGAAAUGGAACUGACCAUUUUCGGAAAAAUGUUAAUGAAGACUCAUCUGAUGGUCUUGACUGGAGUUUGGACAUACUCCCAGUUAUGCCCAAGACAAAUUCAGGAAACAAUCACUUGAUCAAAAACCAUGUCCGUGACAAUCAUCUUGACCGGCCUCGAAACUAUGUGAGCUCUUUGCAAGAAAAUCAUAUAAGCUCAUUGGAUGAUGAUUAUUCAGGUUCAUUAGAUGAUGAAUGUGAUAAGUCUUUUGAAGAAGACAAUAAAACAUCUAUUGAGGAUGAAUCAGAAUAUACGACUGAUAUGUUACCUGCUGCAUUUUGUGAAGCUACCGUUUGCAAAGAAGAGCCUGAAUCUCCUCCAGAUCAGCCAGAUACAACUGGUGCAAAUACUGUUACAGAUACACCAAAGCAAAAGAAGUUUCGUUGCAGUGAUUGUAACUAUUCAACUGAUGUUUCAUCACACUUCCGUGCUCACAAGAGACGUCACACGGGGGAGCGCCCAUAUGCCUGCCCUUUGUGCCCCUAUCGAGCUGCCGAGUCUUGUACGCUUAAUCGGCAUAAGCUGACACAUUCUGGUGCCAAAAAGCACUUCUGCCCUCUUUGUCCUUAUAGAGCUUUUCUCGCUGGGGAUGUAGCAAAACACAUGAGGUGCCAUACUGGUGAACGCCCAUAUUCAUGCCCCCUCUGCCCAUACAGAGCUUCUCGUAGAAGUUCUGUAAAAGAACAUCUCGCAACACACUCACUCAGUAAGGAAUACCCGUGCGAUCUUUGUGGACAUAAAUGUGCUACUAGGAUUCAGCUUAGGAGGCAUGUAAAAAAUAAACAUUUUCUUCCUUAGGUAAUUUUUAAGCAAAUGAAACUUUCUUUAGUCUGAAAUCUAGAAAUUUCUUGUUAUAAUUUUUUAUAUUUUGUUUAAGAUGUAGUACUUAUGUUAGUAAAAGCCUUGAAAAUAUUUCAUCACAUUUUUUUUUUUUAAAUCAGAAUGUUUGUUAAUUUCAUUCUAAGGAUGGUGUUUAUCAUUCCAGUUUUGUAAUUUUGUUGGCAUUUUUAGUUAAUGAUACAAUGUUUUGAGAUGUUACUUAGACUGUUUAGAUGGGAUCAUGUGAAUGAUAGAAAUAUAUUAUAUAUGUUGUUAGAUCGUUUUAUGAGAAGAUGUUUUAAUUGUAUUUAUUUUAUUUAAGAAAUGGAAGUUACCUUAUAUAAAUGUUUAGAAGAGUUUAUAUUUUAGUUUAUAGUUAAUAACAAUUGUCGUUACAAUUUUAUAAUUCUAAUGAAAUGUUAAAG
Messenger RNA from Nezara viridula (southern green stink bug), 1512 nucleotides. NCBI's taxonomy places the organism in Eukaryota, Metazoa, Arthropoda, Insecta, Hemiptera, Pentatomidae. The record is from the annotation of a GenBank genome assembly.